Molecule: messenger RNA, 1623 nt
Organism: Alosa sapidissima (American shad)
Lineage: Eukaryota; Metazoa; Chordata; Actinopteri; Clupeiformes; Clupeidae
Gene: ankrd46b
Product: ankyrin repeat domain 46b
Exons: 4
Coding region: 144-830 (228 amino acids)
Molecular function (GO): protein binding
Source: RefSeq, a predicted model, not a curated record
GAAGUUUAGCCCCUGCAGAAUUUCUUUUUUGUUGCUAACGUGAAGUUUAGUGACACCAGCUUCAUACAGCGGAUUACAUUAUUUCUCUCUUGAUAGGAUACUGAUAAACAGGUACGCUGGAAUUUUCAGAUACCCACUCGGACAUGUCAUAUGUCUUCAUCAAUGACUCAUCGCAAAGCAGCGUACCACUGCUGCAAGCAUGCAUUGAUGGAGACCUGGCCUUUGCUAGACGUCUUUUGGAGACUGGCUGUGACCCAAACAUUCGGGACAGUCGAGGCCGCACUGGCUUGCACCUAGCCGCUGCACGGGGGAACGUGGAGAUAUGCCGCUUCCUUCACAAGUUCGGUGCUGACCUCUUGGCCACUGAUUACCAUGGUAACACUGCGUUACAUCUCUGCGGCCACGUCGAUACUAUCCAGUUCCUGGUGUCUAACGGCUUGAAGAUUGACAUUUGCAAUCACAAUGGGUCCACACCAUUGGUUCUGGCUAAAAGAAGAGGUGUGAAUAAAGAUGCCAUCCGCCUCCUGGAGGGUCUGGAGGAACAAGAGAUGAAAGGCUUUAACAGAGGAGCGCACUCUAAACUGGAGACCAUGCAUAUGGCUGAGAAUGAAAGUGCUAUGGAAAGCCAUUCUCUCCUCAACCCUAACCUUCAGAAUAGUGAAGGGGUUCUAUCCAGUUUCCGCACCACUUGGCAGGAAUUUGUGGAGGAUCUUGGCUUCUGGAGAGUCCUUGCGCUGCUGGUGGUCAUUGCUCUGCUGUCCCUUGGUAUUGCCUAUUAUGUUAGUGGGGUUCUGCCAUUUUCUGCUGGUCAGCUAGAGCUGGUACACUAAGGGUGGAUCAGACUACAUCAUGUGAGGGACAUGUGUUGGAAAUGGCUGCUGGGUUGCCAGGGAGACUGAUUUGCAGAAAAGAUGAGUACUAGUAGAUGGAACUUGUGCUUGAGGGAGCUUGAGAAUGUGCUUGAGUUUAUUCACAGGUAAACACUACACACCAAACAAGACACACAUGCAGGUGAACAUUUAAAGAAGGCUGUACUAGUGAGGAAUCCAAUAUCCAUAGCUACUUAUAGUAAUGAAUGAUUAUUAUUUUCUUGCUGGCACAUCUUAGCUCCUCAUUUUGUGCCAGUAGGUUCAUUCCUGUUUGUAUAAAUUGUUAUUUCUUUUUUUUAUCCCUGGGGAUAGCUUUCUAUGUAUGCAAAAUAUGUUCUGUAUAUAAGGUGUUUGAAAGUACUUUCUGAUGUUACAGAAUUGGAUAUGCAUCAUUAUGGUUUGCCUUUUAAUAACAAUAUAUCCACUGUAUAAUGUGAGCUUUGCUUUCAGGAGGAAAUUCACAUUUUUGUAAUAUUAUUACAUUUUUAUUUUCCUUUGUAACCAGAGAGUUAAGACAGCUAGAUCACUGGUACACUGUAACUAUCUAACCUGAAAUAAUAUAGGAUGGUUAUAUGUUGCGUGUUCUAAUGGGUGAACAGUGUUGAUUCUUGUCUUUAACUCAGGUAGGUUUAUUUGUAGUUUAUUGUGACAUACUUUUAUCAGCUAUUUAUAGAUAGGCCAGUUCUUUUUUGCACAUAUUGCACAGAUUAUGUUUGUCCUGUUAUGAAAUUAAAUUUUGGCUUUUUGAAAACAA